AUGCCCACGCGGCUUUGGCAGACUCUGGCGGGGCUGGCGGCGGUGAUGGGCAAGCCCAGGGGCCACGGCAACUGGACGUGGAACAAGUGCCUCACGGAGCAGCGCUGGAUCGCCUAUGUUAACAACACCAGAUACUCACGACCGGGGGACACAGGCGCCAUGGUGUGCCUCUUCGUCACGGAUGCAGAGAGGCCUGCCUUUGAGCGGCAGUACAACGGCUCCAUUCUCGACUUUACCUUGAUGCGGCGCCAGCAGCAGCCUCUCUACUGCCCCAGGCUGCUCGAGUUGCACUCGUAUUGGAAAAGCUAUCUGCUCGUGGACCUCAUGCAGCGCGGCGGUGACGAGCUCUCAUUUUUGCGCAGGACGGGGGACAUCAUCUUCAGCCGUGUCAUGCCCAUCGGAAACCUCUCCCUCAACCUCACCGGCUUCACCGUCGGGGUGCCCAUCUUGCAGCAUGCGCUGCCACCGAAUCCCACGGAGCAGCAGGCGGAGGAGGUGGUGCUGGGAGCAGCUGGGGCGAAUGUGGACCUCGUGAUGAUCGCCCACAACGUGCUGCAGAACGUGUUUACGCCAGACCCCAGUAUCACAUUUGAGGUGUAUGAGACCACGGACCCCAAUUCCCUGACAAUGAUCUACGGGCCGGGCCCACGCCUUCUGUACUACCGCGACCGCGAUAUUCUUCCCAUGACCGACGUCUCGCCCCCAAACGUCACGCGCCCGUGGGAAGAGCGCUCUGUCGUGCCGCUCGACCUGCUCGGGGGCCGUUUGCGGCGCUACCAAGUGUGGUGCCGCUACGUGGAGCCGCCAAGCACGUGGCUCUCCUGGUGCGUGCCUUUCCUCUGGGCGGCUCUCGCUCUCGUGCUGACGGCGUUGGUGGCGGCGGUGGCGUGGCAGCAGCGGGUGGGGUACAUGCGCAGCGAGGAGAGCAUGGCAGCGGCGGACCAGCUGAGAGGGAAGGCGAGGGCAGCGGAGCGGUCGAAGAGCUCAUUCGUGGCGUCCAUGUCGCACGAGCUGCGCACGCCCAUGCUCAGCAUCGUGGGGCUGCUCGAUGCUCUCCACGAACGCUCCCUCUCUGCCGCCCAGCUGCACGACGUGCGCGCGGCACGCACUGCCGCGUACGACACGGUGCGCCUCGUCAACCGCGUGCUCGACCUCUCCAAGCUCGAGGCGCGCCGCAUGCCUCUCUGCUGCUCGCCCUUUCAUCCGCAAGCCUGGCUUGAGGAGGUCGUGCUGGGCUGCUGUGAGCGGGCACGCGACAAGGGCAUCGACGUGGCGGGCAUGGUGGACAUGGGAGUGCCUGUAGUGCUGCACAUGGACACCAUGCGACUCUCACAAGCACUCAACGAGCUCAUCGACAACGCGCUGUGCUACACGACCCAUGGGCACGUGCUGGUGCGAGCAUCUGUGUGCCCUGCCACCACCUCCCUCGAGGAAUUUCUCCACCACCACCUCUGCGCCUCGCUCCACCCUCCUUCUCCGCCACGCCCCUCAUUCUUCUCCUGGGCGGCCUUCCUGCUCCCACAGUUGGGGUUUCUCCUCAGAAGAGCCACUGUGGGGUGGUGGGUGGAUCAAAAGCUGCCUAAUGAGAGGGAGGAUGAUGAGGACCCCCCACCCCUGGCAUGCCAGACACACGAACCUUCUGCAUACAUGAGAGAGGAGGAGCAAGUGGGUGAGGCGAGGGGAGAUGGUGAAGGCGAUGGAGAAGGGGAGGGUGGAGCGGAAUGUGAACGGGAUAGUGAAGCGGGAUGUGAAGGGGAUGACGCUGGGUGGGGCAGAGGCGGCGGUGGACAGGAGAUGCAGCUGGUGCUGUCGUGUGCCGACACUGGGUGUGGGUUUGACUCCACGUGGGAGGAGCUGUCAGAGUUCAAGGUGGCCCUCAUGGGUGGCCGCGUUGCCUGCCUCUCCCACCCCGGCACCGGCUCCACCGUCGCUUUCUCCGUCCCCUUCGCCCGAACCCGCCGCAUUCCUGCUCCCCACCUCCAUCCUCCUCCUGCUCCCCACCUCCAUCCUCCUCCUGCCGCCGCCGCUGCUGCUUCUCCCCUUCACCCUGACCGCACGGGUGGGACAGAAGAGGGAAAUGGGCAGGUGGCAGGGGAGGGAUGGGGGUGUGGCGUGUCAUUGGGAGGAAAGGGCGGGCGUGGCAGCAGCUGGAAGAGAGGGAGCUACCUCCAAGGGUGUAUGGGUAGGGGGAGACAGGGGUUAGACUCGCGGCGGUGUGGCAUGCAGGGCAGGAGCGAGAGUGGGCCGUGCAGGGGAGAGGUGGAGGGGGAUGCAGUGUGCACGAGGGGCGUUGAGGGAGUGGCUGUGGGCGUUCUGGGCGCGGAGGGCAGCACGAGAGAGCUCAUGGCGCUCAUGCUGGCGGGUCUGGGAGCACACGUGCACGUGCUGCCCACGCCUCUGGAUCGCUUUAAUGACUCUGACGCCCGUGCUGCUGAAGGGGGUGCAGCCGGUGUGGAGGGGAGCUGCGAUACAGGGAGGGCUCAGGGGGGAGCGGAGGAGUUGAGAGAUAGCACGUGCAGGGGGAGUGACUUGUGUGGUCAGCCGGACAGGGUUGUUUGGGAGGAUAGGGUAGCAAGAGGUGGUGUGGGAAAAGGGGGAAAUGUAGAGGAGGGAAGGGAGGGCAUGCCAUGCGUGGUGGUGGUGAACGAGGAGGACGCAUGGUGGCAGCAUGACAGGAGAGCAGCAGCUGGCAUGCGCUGGGAGAGUGAGCCUGAUGCGGGUGGGGGGCAUCGCCACCAUGGUGGGCGGGGGGGUGGGCAGCAGGGUGGGCAGGUGGGUGGGGGCAGAGGGGCGGGUGUGGUGGCGCUGGCGCCGGGGGAGGCAGCAGCAUGGCAGGCAGCAGCAGUGGGGCUUGUGAGGCGCUGCAUGGCAGCACACCGGGCUGGGGGGAGAGCUGCGCUGGGUGGGGGGGAUAGGGUGGAUGGGGAAGCAAGGAGAGAAGAGGGAGUGGGGGGAGGAGCCUCACCACCACCCAGCAGUGUCAGUGCCGGCGCCUCUGCUCCCCGUGUGGUGGUGUGCUGCCGCCCGCUGCUCUCCCACCGCCUGCACCACGCCGUCCAGGUAGCAGCAUUCGGAGCCGGGAGUGUACACCCUGGCAAUGCAAGGCACGGGUCACAGCAUAGCCCUGAGCCUGCUCGUCAAACACAGCAGGACACACAGCAGGAGAGCAAGAGUGGGAGGUCGGAGCAGAAGAGUUUUGGCAUGCAGUGGAGUGAAGAGGGGUGUGAUGAGAGAAACGAUGAACAGCAGCUGCGUGGUGAGAUGGUGGGUGAUGCAGGCCAUGGCGCGGCAAGCGAUGCCAGCGCGGUGCUGGAUGUGGUGCUCAUGGACCUGCACAUGCCCGCCAUGGACGGGUUCAUGGCAACAGAGGCGAUACGUGAGCUCGAGAGGGCUGCAGCCCCCCUAGGGACCACCCCGGCAGCACAAGAAGCAACUGACGGCGCUGCACAAGCAGACUCGCGGGCUGCUGCUGCUGCCUCUCACCCCGUGACUUCAGCCCUCACGCAGCCACGUCUGCCCAUACUGGCCUUCACAGCAGAUGUGGAUGCUCAAAUCACACAGCGAUGCCUUGCGAGUGGCUUUGAUGGCAUUCUGCAGAAGCCCAUUGACCCCAAGCAGCUCGCCACUCAACUGCUACAAAUAGAAAGGCCUCCUCGGUUGGGACCCUUACGAACAACUUCACAUCCAACGACAUGA
Closterium sp. Yama58-4 is the source of this 3696-nucleotide messenger RNA. Lineage: Eukaryota; Viridiplantae; Streptophyta; Zygnematophyceae; Desmidiales; Closteriaceae. The record is from the annotation of a GenBank genome assembly.